UCUUAAUUAAUAACCGACAAGAGAAAUUCCUCACUCUUACUUUGUGCUUUCCAUGUUUGCUUCCUCUCACAAUCUCCAUUUUCAUGCCAAAAUUUUCUCAAGAACAAAACAUAAAAGUAAAACAACCAAAUCCAAGAAUCUCAUCUUCUUCACUUGCUUCUUGUAGCUCAUUUUUCUGUUCUUUUAGACAAGAACUGGUGUCAAACUCAUGGCAUGUAGCCUUAGAGACUUGUACCAUGCAAUUAUUUAUCAACCUGUGACACAAAACAUUUGAUCACAAUCAAAAUCUAUACUUUUUAUGCUUCUGGGUAAAAAAUGGGGACUGCAACAUCAUCCAUGGCAGCAAAGUUUGCAUUUUUCCCGCCGAACCCACCUUCCUACAACAUAAUCGUGGAGGAAGCUAGUGGGAAAAUGAAGUUCUCAGAUGCUAAUUACCAGAGAGAUAAUGUGGAUAUAUUUAAGCUGCGUACCAAGAGAGGGAAUGAGAUUGUGGCUAUGUAUGUCAAGAACCCAUCAGCUUCAUUGACAGUGCUGUAUUCUCAUGGAAAUGCUGCUGAUAUUGGUCAGAUGUAUCACAUUUUCACUGAGCUCAGUGUCCACCUUAAUGUAAAUCUUUUGGGAUAUGAUUACUCAGGAUAUGGACAAUCCACUGGAAAGCCUAGUGAGCAGGACACAUAUGCAGACAUAGAAGCAGCUAACAAAUGUUUGGGAGAGAUGUAUGGAGUAAAACAGGAAGACACAAUAUUAUAUGGACAAUCAGUUGGGAGUGGUCCUACUUUAGAAUUAGCCAUCCGGUUGCCUCACUUGAGGGCUGUAAUUCUGCACAGUCCGAUCUUGUCCGGUCUUCGUGUCAUGUAUCCGGUCAAGCGUUCAUUAUGGUUUGACAUUUACAAGAACAUUGAUAAGAUCUCUCAAGUUCACUGUCCUGUUCUGGUUAUUCAUGGAACUGAAGAUGAAGUGGUGAGUUUUUCUCAUGGGAAACGACUUUGGGAACUAUGUAAAGAGAAGUAUGAGCCAUUGUGGCUCAAAGGGGGAAACCAUUGUAAUUUGGAGCUUUACCCCGAGUACUUAAGCCACCUUGGGAAGUUCAUAUCAGCCAUUGAGAAACUUCAAUGUCCUUGCAACACAUCGGACCUGAAACCCAAGGAUCAAUCCGACCAAACUCCGAACAAUUCCAACCAAAACGAGGAACAAUCCAGUCCAAGCACUGACUAUAAAGAUAAGGGUAGGCCAAGUUUUGGUCAUAGAGAAAAAUCCAGGCUAAGCACAGACAGUAGAGACAAAGCAAGAACCAGCAUUGACAAAAGAGAGAAAUCAAGGAGGAGCAUCGAUCGCCAUAUGAAAGCUAGGAACAGCACGGAUCAUUCGGAGAAAGCAAGAAAUAGUUUCGACCGACUGGGAGAUAUGGUACGAUCUGUUGGAUUGUGCAACGUUGAUUGUUUGAAGCAGACAGCAGCUGAGGUUUGAGUCGAUAGAGAUUUUGUGUUCAGUUCAUCAGUCGCUCCACUUUGGGAUGUUUUGGUUGUUGGUAUUUCUCGUACGUAUGCAUGAAACAUCCUCAUUAGAUGGUUUCAUUUUUCAUUUUAUCAUUUGGUCGUUGAAUUUCUUUGUCGGGUUUAAUUGGAAAUAAGAAAAUUAUUGAAGAUGGUAGUUUUUAUGCAUUUUGAAGUUUGUAAUCAUC
Molecule: messenger RNA, 1681 nt
Organism: Hibiscus syriacus
Lineage: Eukaryota; Viridiplantae; Streptophyta; Magnoliopsida; Malvales; Malvaceae
Product: alpha/beta hydrolase domain-containing protein 17B-like
Exons: 6
Coding region: 316-1467 (383 amino acids)
Source: RefSeq, a predicted model, not a curated record